AGCAAACAGCCUACGCAGCAUCAUAAUGCCUGCACAGUCUACUAAAGCAGCCAAUAUGGCCAGCAUACAAUCACAUUCACUGCAUACUGCUGCUGCCGAGCUGAAGUACGCGAGCAGUACGCAUCUGGUCGACAUCAUCAGUAAGGACGAGGACAUUCGACGACUUCGAUUUGAUAUACAUAUCCUGGAGGAUGACAACGACGAGCUGCGCGAGUUAUUAGGGCAGGAGGAGGGUCGUUGUGAUCAGUUUGAGCGACUCGUCAACGAGAAUCUGGCACGCGCCGAGGAGGCCGAGGCGCGACUAUCCGACAUUGAGACGCUGCUACGAACGCGAGAACAGGAGGUCGGCACUCUUCAGGCCGAGGCGAGAGCUUUUCAGACGACCGCAGCAGACACAGAGACGUUCUUGACGGAGAAGCUCGCCUUGACGCGGGAGCUGUCCGUGCUGAGACCACAACUGGAACACUUGAAAGCACAAGCAGGAAAUACCGAGGCCCUCAUGACCGAGAAACUAGACUUGCAGCGUCAAUUGACCGAGAUUCAAUGUGAACUGGAAAACGCGAAGCGAGACACGAAGCGGGCAAUGGCCAAGCGUCGAAAUACCGGCGUGGAGAUUGCUCAAGAAGAACAGGUUGAGCAGCUGAGACGUGAAUUAGCCAAGGAAAAGCGCGCUCGACAACGCGCCGAGGAGGCUGCAGAUGUCUCGCAAGCGGACGCCAAUGUCGACGAGGUCCGUAAGGAGCUGGCUCGAGAGAAGCGAGCAAGGCAGAAGGCAGAAGAACAGCUGGAGGCUGCGCAAGAGAACACACAGGCUGAAGAUGUGCGAAAGGAUCUGCUUAAGGAGAAGAAGGCGAAGAAUAAGCUCGAGGAGCAGAUUGAGAGCCUGCAGGAGGAGCUUGAGAAGGAGAAGAAGCGGUCUGCAAAAGCACUUAAGCAGGCAGGAGCGACAGCUACCGCUACCGCCGAGAAUGAUGAGCAGGUGGAAGAACUUCGACAGGAACUUGCGAAAGAGAAGAAAGAGCGCGCAAAGGUCGAGAAAGCCGCAGAGAAGCAGCUUGCUGAGAUCGAGGCUCAGAAGACAACAUUAGAUGAGAAGCUUGGGCAGUUCCGUACGAAGCUGAAGACCACCAAGGAGAAGCUAAAGGAGAUGGAAGCCGAGCUCGAUGCAGCACGCGAGCGAGCCGCUUCGAAUGUGCAAGCUGCCAAGAAGGCCACCAGCGCAACGACCGCAGCCAAUGCGAAGAAGCGAACUGCUGCAACCUUCGAGGCCGAUGCUACCACACUCGGCACCCCAGGCGAUGGUCCACUCGCAAAGCGUGGCCGCAAGGCACCUGCAGUCGGCGAGAAGUCGUCUUUCAGUAUCACGCCAUUCCUUAAUAGGACUGCUAGCGUUGCUCCUGAGAGCGACAACGAAGACGCAGACUCUGAUAACGAUGACAAACCUGCGAAGGAAGCCGAGGUUCUUGUCAACUCGCCUUCCGCUGUUGCAGUGACCACAAAGCAGAAGAGAGUUCCUCUGGCAUCCGCCGAUGCGAAUGUGCAGGUGAAGAAGCCUGCGCCAAGGCAACGCAAACAGAAGGCAGCAAUGCCCAUGCUUGAAAUGGUUACGGAAGAGGCCGAAAAUUUGCACAGUCAAGGCCAGGACAAUGCGCCUGCUGUGAAGCCUGCUGCGGCCAAGACUAUCAAGACAAAGGUCCACGAUGGCGAUGACCCAGCGAACCCACCUGACGCGGCACUAAAGAAGAAGCAGAAGAAGCGCAAGUCCCUUGUUGAUUUUGACACGUUCAAUAAGCCCGAGGCAGCGAAGACAGUGCAGAGUAAGAAGAAUCGCAAAUUAGGCGGUCUUGGGAAAACAUUAUUCGACGAAGAGGAUGAGAACAUCGUAGCUACGAAGGCGCUUCCUGGCAGGACCUUGCUUGGUGGUCGAGGUUUCGGAGCACUCGGCGCUGGUGCGAAGAAGGCUGGUGGGUUUCUGGGAGCGAGCAAGGUUGGAUCAUCAAUCCUAAUGACUGCACAAGAUGGAAGUGGAUUUCAGUUCUCGCCUUUGAAGAGACGGAGAGGGAAUUUGGAUGAUACUCUCCGUGGUUAAGCAGAGCUCCGUUCCACUUUUUGAGUGUGCUUCGUUCAGGACUACAGAACUGUGUUUUACUUGCUUACUAGGUAGCCAAGGUGUCACAGGCAGUACUACUUCUCCACCUUCGGCCCUUUCUAACAUCCAUAUAACGAUCUUAACC
This is a messenger RNA of Sphaerulina musiva SO2202, 2234 nucleotides long. RefSeq lists its product as uncharacterized. The transcript has a single exon. Bases 26 to 2089 code for a protein of 687 amino acids. Lineage: Eukaryota; Fungi; Ascomycota; Dothideomycetes; Mycosphaerellales; Mycosphaerellaceae. The record is from RefSeq and is a predicted model, not a curated record.